GUACUCGUGGAUGUUCCUCAUAUAGAGCUGUCGUAUCUGACAACAGCUGAUCGUUUUCCUCUACUUUCACUUUAAAUAACUGAAACUGGGUAUUCACGAACUUACACAUGUUGUAAUACGUUCAGACGGAUGUGCUUAUUUGUAUGACAGCUCACGGAUUUACAGGUUUACAGUACAUUUGAUACGUAGGUCAUUAAGAUAUCAACAUGCCGAGUAAACUGACGAACCUUGAUGACAUCGUAAAGAACUGGGCGUGGUCAACGUUUGUUCAAACAAAAGGACAACACGACUACGACGACUACCAGAUACACGUCGUGUGGGACGGCGUCCAUUUCAAUACAGGGCAGCCAACGUAUUUCUUUGGAAGACACGAUUACAAAACACCAAGAUCAACGUCGGUUUUCAAGGCCAACUACGAUAACCACACCAACGUCGCCCAUAACAAUGAGCUGAUAGAACAACGCACGACAUCGGCUACGGCGAGAGCUGUGAUAAAACGAGGUUUUUGUCGCGGUGCGGAUGUGGGUAUAAAACUUGCGGCUCCCGAAGACGUCGCGGCCGCGUUUAACAACGGCAUAUUUAUUGCUAGUGAGGAAGGCAACAGGGUAGACAACUCUCUUUCCUGGGUGAUCAAGUACAGCGUGACAGCGCCACCUAUGCGAAGAACCACUGCCUUGGUACGUGUCUUUGAAAAACGUUUCAGAUGCUGCUUUAGAACCAUGGCAUGUAUGCAGGGUCGGGUCGUUGUCAAUGUUGUCAACAAUAUUACCAACGAUGUGGUUCACGUUGAGAAUGACAUCGCAACUAUCAUCGGAGACGCAAUAGACCGACGUGAAAUAUACAUCCCAAACUGUGUCUUUGUUGAGGGAGAAGUGGUCAAGUGGUCAGUUAUUGGUAAACUACAUGUAACAUAUGGUGUAUCACAAGAAAUGGACCUGGCACAAGAGCAACUGCCUACGGGGGAGCAGUCUAAAAACAGUGACUAGUUUGGACUAACGUAAUGAAAUGUGCAUUUCUCAAAUGAUAUCGAAAAUUAUUUAUUAAUGUUAACAAUGGACAUUUACUUGUUGUACAAUUACUAAAAAAAUGGAAAAUAUUAAUUGGUCGGUUCUUUCUUACACAGAAAGCAAGUGCCUGUCUUGAAGCAGUGGCCGAAAGGUAUCCUAUCUAGUAAUAAUAAUAAGUGCAUUUAUAAUGCGCCAGAUUCAAUUCACCAAGUGGAUGCUCAUAGCGCUACAAAUAGCUACGCUAGCAAAUAUUACGGCCGUCCCCAGUCCACCCCGAUCUGUAAAUGAUGGAUCCCAUGAAAUAUGAAAUCCUGUGUUAAAGUGAAAUAAAGAAGGUAAUCGUAUGUACAAGUAAGGAGAUAAUCGGACUAUUUAACAUUGUCAGUAAUGUUUCAGGUACAUGUUGGAUAACAUGCUAUAUGAAUUGUGCUCCCUGUAUUUGUAAUGUUCACAGGAAAUAAAAAGAGGGAUGUUCAUUCCCCACUCAUGCUUU
Messenger RNA from Haliotis rufescens (red abalone), 1500 nucleotides. RefSeq lists its product as uncharacterized. The coding region runs from base 207 to 986 and encodes 259 amino acids. The record is from RefSeq and is a predicted model, not a curated record. Lineage: Eukaryota; Metazoa; Mollusca; Gastropoda; Lepetellida; Haliotidae. The transcript is spliced from 2 exons.